GUUAAAAGUGGUGUAAAUAUAAAAUGUACAAAAUGUGACUAUUUUUGAUUAUGUAUGUUUCGUUUACACCAUAUCAAAAUCGUCCCUCUGUAACAAGAGAAUAUACAUAAUUAAAAAGUCUAGUAAAUAUAAAUGCAAUAUAUAUAUAUUAUAUUAAUAUAAUACUUACAAGAUCAUUGUACUCUAAUACGUGUUUCUUAAUAGCAGAUGUAUCCACCCAAGUAACGAAAUCUUCCAAAUUUCUGUAGUACGCAUAAAUUAUUAUUAAUAAUAUUAAUAACGAUUUACUUGCAUUGUUAAUUAUUUUAUAAUGUUAUAAUAAUUGUUUACCUAGUUACUAAAAAUGCUGGAUCUUUUACAACUUCUGCACCUACUCUGACAUGACCUUGUUCUAUGAAUUGUGUUGCCAUUUUAAUAUUUUGACUCAUCUUAUUCCGUACCAUAACAACUGGUAAUCGUCUUCUACAAAAGGCAGUUGCAUUCACCUUUUGCGUUAAUGAUAAAUCCCAUUUUGUUGGUAUUAAUCCCAUCAUAUAUAAUUUUUCCAACAGUAGCGCACAUUGUUCAAUUCGAAAAGGGUGUUCUGCAUCAAUUUCUUUAAGUUUAUUGCCUAAUUCCCGAAUAUAACGUGCUAAUUUCUUAUACCUAUUAAAAUUGAAAUUUUCAGUUUAAAUAUUCGUUCAAGUAAUAUACUUAAUGAGUUUUUAAUUAAGAAAAUUUUGUCUUACUUUGCAUAGUCUUCUCUUUUUUGUAUUCGAAAUCGUUUCAGAAUUUUUACCUCCUUUAAAUUAUUGUCCACUUGCCAUGAUAUGAAGUCAACUUUCUUUAAUAACUUCUGCUCGUGAUAUUUUAAUUUCCUCACCAUUUUCGACGAAAAUUUUUAUCGCAUGCGACGCGGAGCAAAAUGUUUUGAUUCUGUUUGGUAGUAAGAUAGGUUAGAACGUGGUCAGAAUGAGUGUAUAUAUUGUAUAUAGAUCAUAAGUUUAUUUUAAUAACAUAAAACUUUAUAAACAACAGCAAAAAUGUACAGUAUAAUUUAAAACGUGUUAAUGAAACUUGAAGAUUAGAAGUAAAUAAUAAAUUACGUAAAGUACAUAACUGCAAUUUAUAAUGGAAGGAAAACAGAAUAAAGCAGAACCAGGUGAUGGUUUACGCUCUCUUAAAAGUACAAUGUUUUUUCGUGCAGUAAAUUAUGAAUUAUAUGUUAGACCGAAUAAAGUGAUAAUGAUUUUUGGAGCUGUAACAAUAUGUAGUUGUUUAGGAUAUAUUUAUUACAUGCGCCAAAAAUAUGAUAGUACACAAUAUUAUCAUGCAGUGACAGAAGAUGGGUCGAUUGUUUCAAAAAAGAAAGUAUCAAAAUGGAUAGAUUAAAUAGGUAGAAUAAUAAAUAAUUUCAUAUAAAAUAAUGAUCACAUUGUAAUAUUGUUUAUAUAUUACAUUUUAUUUUACAAUUAGUAAUUCAUUGACUACCAUUUCAUGUGUACACAUGUUAGAGAUAUGUAAAUAAACAUAUAUAACAAUUAUGUUGCAUAUUCUAACAAAUAUAUUUGUAUACAACACUAUUUUUCAACAUCCCCUGUUAAAGUAUUCACUAUAACAUUCAUCUAAACGUGUUAUUACAUGGUUAUGCGUUUAAUGUUCUAUUGCAAUACUUAAAAGUUUUGUAAAUGCAUGUUACAACUACAGUAAUAUCCUUUUGGUUACUUGAUUCUCUUUACAAAAGUAUACAUUAGUUUAUAAAAUAUAAAUAGCAUUCUGCACCACAUUUGUUUCAUAUAAAUACAUAGAAAAGUAAUUCUUGUCACUGCAUAUUCAAAUUAUCAACUUUGGCAGUAUGUACAAGAUCGUUUACAGUUUCAUCCAUCAGUAAUUUUUAUAAACACUUCAAGGUUGUGAAUUUGGUCCAGAUUUUUGAACGAGUAAUGUUCUAAACUUACAUGUCACAACAAUUUUACUAAAAAUAUAUAUCUAUAUAUGUUUGUAUGUAUGUAUGUAUAUAGAUACUCUGUAAAUGUUAUAAAUGUAUAUAGUUUCUCUUUUGUGUUAUGUAUAAAGAUUUAAAGUAUUAGUAUUAUAUAAUAUAUGAAUACAUAAACUGAAACUCUGGAAAAUAGAAAAGAAAUUGAUUGUACUUUUCCUAUGCACUAUGUGGAAGAUUAUAUAGAACAUUAUUUUCAUAUAUCACUCAUUCACUAUUAAUUCGGAUAGAAGAUUUUGUAUUUUUUUCAUCUAACCAACGUAUAAACUAUUUUCUGGAAGCAUCUAAAAAGAAAGAAUGAAAUUUCUUUUAUAACAUAUCAAAAACAUUUGCAGGUAUAUAAAAAAGUUUCUACUUUUGAAUCAAAACUUUCUCUGCUAAUUCGUUGAAUUAUAUGUUCAAUCUUCAAAUAACUUUGCUGAAACUAUGUAUAGUACAUUCAAAUGUUGAAUAAUUAAUUUUGUUCUUCUACAUUGUGUGAAAGUAGAGUAAUUGUUGUGUUACUUAGAAGAAGAUAUUGAACAGGAACUAACAACAACAAUCGUUUGUAAUCUCAACGUUUUGGAAUCUCAACAGUGUCAAAAUUCCAAGUUCUAUUCCUUCACAUGGAAACGAUAAAUCUUUAAAAUCAAUCGCUUAUUAUUAAAAUAAUUAAAGUUUUAUCUCUUGUGCCCUAUAAUAAAUCAAUUACUUUCAGUUCUUCAGAAUGUUGUUCAUAGGAUUAUAUUUACCUACAUUAAUGUAUACAUCCAUGUAAUGUAUGUUGCAUAUUGUGUAUGUUAAAAAUAUUAUGGAAUAAGAGACAGUUUAUAAAGAGUAAUAACUUGUAAAUUUGCAUUUAAUCAAAUGAAUUUAGUAAAUUUAAACAAAUCAAUUUUAAUAAUAAGCGAUUCUACUAACGUAUAUAUUAAAAUUUGGCAAUUCAUAAUACUUUAUCACAUUUUGUACUUUUGUAGAUAAGGCAAUUUGUAACAAAAUGUUUUAAUUUUUCGAAAAAUCUAAGAUUCGUGUUAAUGUUUAAAUUUUGUAGCU
This is a messenger RNA of Nomia melanderi (Alkali bee), 3010 nucleotides long. NCBI's taxonomy places the organism in Eukaryota, Metazoa, Arthropoda, Insecta, Hymenoptera, Halictidae. The record is from RefSeq and is a predicted model, not a curated record.